AUGUCACUGGCUUUGUCUGAUCUAAAUAAAAAAGUUAAAGAUACUGAAAACGAGAACCUUAGUUUAGUAACGGCCCUAAAAAUUUUAUAUGAAGAACAAAUACGUACCCCGCAAGACAAAGACCAAAUUCACACUCAUGCAAAUUUCGGCAAACAGACCAAUAAUAAUGGCAAGCAAACAUACUCAACGGUGGGUAAAAAUAAAAGGUCUAAAAUGAUUCCAUUUAGUUCAAAGAUAACGAAAGAAGUUAUUAACUUAGACUCUACCACACCGGAACAAUCUUACAAUGUUGUCACACGCAAUCGCUACGAAGUACUCGGUAAUGGAGAAGACCAAUAUAAUACCGCAGAACAACAAAGUGAAACAACUCAAACAUCCAAGGCGAUGCGACCCAAGACUAGCCGAGAAGUUUCUACUAAUAAAGACCAAACCAAAGCGUCAUCGGAGACGAGUCUCCGUACCUAUAAUUCGGGCAACCAACCCGGGCGUACAAUCAACGUAGCCGUUGCCGGUGACUCAAUGUUAAAAUACAUAAAUCCCUCCAAACUUAGUAAAAUCUUGAAACAAAAUGUCCACGUGAAAACCUUCACUGCCGGAGCAGAGGUUGCGGAUAUUAGCACGCGCUCCUGA
This is a messenger RNA of Paramuricea clavata, 630 nucleotides long. NCBI's taxonomy places the organism in Eukaryota, Metazoa, Cnidaria, Anthozoa, Malacalcyonacea, Plexauridae. The record is from the annotation of a GenBank genome assembly.